This is a messenger RNA of Vigna angularis (adzuki bean), 2198 nucleotides long. RefSeq names its product two-pore potassium channel 1. Gene Ontology annotation, cellular component: plant-type vacuole membrane. Bases 593 to 1699 code for a protein of 368 amino acids. The record is from RefSeq and is a predicted model, not a curated record. The transcript has 2 exons. Gene Ontology annotation, biological process: stabilization of membrane potential; potassium ion transmembrane transport. Lineage: Eukaryota; Viridiplantae; Streptophyta; Magnoliopsida; Fabales; Fabaceae. Gene Ontology annotation, molecular function: potassium ion leak channel activity.
CAUAAGAUGAAUAACAUCGUCUCUUCCAUGAAUGAACAAUCUAAAAAUUGAGGAAUAGUACGAAAUAUUUUGAAAAGUAUUCUUAAUUUAAGGUGUUUUAUGGUUUUAAAGUGUCCAUUUGGAAGGAUGAGAGAUACUAUUGGCUACUUUUAAUGAAUUCUGAAUUUCCUUAAAUGGGAUUUCAAAAUAGAAUUUUCCAUUUUGGUUAAUCUAUCAGAAUUUGAAUAAGUGUGAUCAUCAGUCUCUUUCCUGAACAAGUUGAUCAACUUCCCAGGUAGCUAAACCUUAAUCAUCAGUUAUGAUCAUGUUUUUGCGCUUUAAGCUAUUUGAUUUCGCAAAUGUUAACAUGCACGGACCUAGAAAGAUAAUUCCAUGUGCUGUCAAGUAAUUUUUCAAGAAGGGAAAAGGAAAAUCAGAUCAGUUUUGUUGGACAUAAACCUGCAUUUCUGCACCUUUGAACAUCCAAAAGGGAGUAGUUUCAUAAAUCCAUUGUUUUGAACCAUCAAUCUUGAGAUAAGGGCCAAAUUAAGUCCCUCAAAAUUUCAACCUUUUCAGGUGAUCUGUUAACGUAUGAAGUUUUUUCAUCAAGCUGAUGGGUGGUGAUGAGGCUCGACAAUCAUUGCUUUCAGAACAUUCCAAUGAGAAAAAUGACCUUCAAAGGAGAAAGCCUAGAGGUGGUGAUGUCUUGGAGAAGGAGAUCAAGAUCAAAGGAGAAAAUGAUGAACAAAAGCCUUUGAAUCCUCAACGUACAGAUGUAAAACCACUAGCAGAAUUCCAUUUCAGGCCAGUGUUGUUAUGGUUAGCUGCAUACCUAGGGGGAGGAACUAUUUGCUUCCUUCUCACACAGGAUCAGAUAAAGGGCAUAAAAACAAAUGGGUUUCUUGAUGCCAUUUACUUCUGUGUUGUAACAAUGACAACAGUUGGAUAUGGAGAUCUUGUGCCAGAUAGCCAACUGUCAAAACUUCUUGCUUGCAUUUACGUCUUCACUGGAAUGGCUCUUGUAGGGCUAAUUCUUAGCAAGGCAGCAGAUUAUAUUGUUGAAAAGCAGGAAAUAAUCUUAGUUAAAACCAUAUUCAAGGGUGAAAAUAUUGGUCCAGAACAGCUUUCCAAAGAGGUUGAAACCAACAAAGCUAAAUACAAACUCAUCCUCACAGCAUCCAUCUUUUUGGUGCUAAUGAUUGCGGGGACUAUUUUUCUCUAUUUUAUUGAAAAUCUAGAUUUUGUUGAUGCCUUUUAUUGUGUUUGUUCCACAGUCACUACUUUAGGUUAUGGUGAUAAGAGCUUUUCCACCACUUUUGGUCGUGCUUUUGCUGUGUUCUGGAUAUUGAGCAGCACCAUUUGCUUGGCUCAGUCUUUUGCUUAUAUUGCUGAACAUUAUACCGAAAAAAGACAAAGGUCCCUUGCAAAAAGGGUUCUUGCACGAAAAUUGUCCCACCUUGAUCUUGAGGCAGCUGAUCUUGAUGGAGAUCAUGUGAUUGCACAAAUAUUUAGCUUAAUUAUAAGUCAUGAAAUGUUCACAUUCAACAUUCUUCGUUAUUUCAGUGCUACAGAGUUCGUUUUGUAUAAGCUGAAGGAAAUGGGAAAGAUCAGCCAAGAUGAUAUUUUAGCUGUUCUGGAUAUUUUUAGACAACUAGAUUUUGAUCAAUCAGGAACACUGACAGAAGCUGAUCUCAGAUAUAACCCCCUGACUGAAGAGUGAGGUGAAUUAUUGACUGUUAUAUGGAAAUACUUUUUUGACUAUGAAGGUGAUCGAGGCAUGUAGUUUUGAUGAGGACAUGAAGAAAAAUUGUAAGGAAACAGUCACUGAAGUCAAGGAAAGACAAGAUCCAACAACUUCAAAAGCAUGAUAACAUGAACUAAAGCUAGCAAAUGUGUUAGAAAAAUAGUAAAUACUUUUGUUUGUAGAAAUCUAUCUUUGUAUUCUUGAUCUUGUUAUAGUGUUUUAUGGGAAUAACCCUUUGUCAGUUCAUCUAUGCAUUUCACUAUUUCAGCCAAGGCAUCCAUGAGAUGUGGAGUAAAAUAUUAAAUAAAGUAAUCAUGUGGAGAAGUUCAUACUUUUAUUUUCUUUCAUACUGCUGAUUCAUUGUACAUGAUUGAUACAAUUGCCACUUAGACCUGAAUCUGGAUACAGAGAACAAGUUAUCAAUGAUAAUUGUUUUGGACAUAAAACAAAGCUUGAAAUUUUCACUUUAGAAGUU